AUGAUAAAAUGGGCAGUAGAACUGGGGGAGUUCAACAUCAGUUAUCAAAGUCGAACAGCGAAAAAAGCUCAAAUUCUAGUUGAUUUUAUGGUAGAGACUUCGAGUACCUCGGAAAACUUGGAGAUGUGGAUGUUGCAUGUUGAUGGAUCUUCUAUUAUCAACAAUGGAGGGGCAGGGAUACUGAUUGAACGACCAGGAGGCAUCGAAAUGGAGGUCGCAGUUCGAUUAUCUUUUCUCACUAUAAAUAACAAGGCUAAAUACGAGGCCUUAAUUUUGGGUUUGGAGUUAGCGUUGGAGGCCGGAGCGCAGAUCUUGGAGGUCUUCACGGAUUCCCAGCUGGUUGCAAUGCAAAUAGAGGGAACGUAUGAAACCAGAGAAAAAUCGAUGGGGGCAUACCUUAAGAAAACGAAAGAUCUGAUGCAGAAAUUUGCCAGGUGUUCUGUGCGACAAAUCCCAAGAGAAGAAAAUGGAAGGACAGAUGCUUUAUCAAAGUUCGGGGCUUCAUUAACAGGGAUUAAGGAUAGGAAAGUAACGGUGAUGAUAAGAGAGCAUGCAGCGAUCUCAAACAUAUCGGAGACCAACACGGUAAGCAGGAAAUGUCAGUGGAUAGAUGAGAUCGCAACAUAUCUCACAGAGGGGACCUUACCAACCGAUGCUACAUGUGCUCGUCGGAUAAAAUUUAAAGCACCGAGAUUUGCGCUGAUUGGGUCGCAGCUAUACAAAAGAACAGUGGAAGGACCUCUACUUAAGUGUUUAAAUGAUUCGCAAGCAGAAUACGUUUUAAGAGAAAUUCAUGAAGGUAGCUGCAGGAACCACUCCGGGGCUAGGUCGUUGGCUCAGAAAGUAACACGGCAAGGAUAUUUUUGGCCAACACUAAGGAAAGAUACCAAGGAAUUUGUGCAAAGAUGCGAGAAAUGUCAAAGGUAUGCUUCUCAGACACAUAUCCCAGCGGUACCUAUGACCUCCAUCUCGAUCACAUGCCCUUUUGACCAGUGGGGCAUAGAUGUAUUAGGGCCAUUUCCGCUUGCCCGAGCUCAAAAGAAGUUUGUUAUAGUAGCUGUAGAAUAUUUUUCUAAGUGGGUUGAGGCAGAGGCAGUGUCCAAGAUUUCGGAGAGAGAAGUUAUAAAUUUCAUCUGGAAAAACAUAGUUUGCAGAUUUGGCAUUCCUAGAAUUUUGAUAUCUGACAAUGGGACGCAGUUUCAGGAUAGACAGAUAACUUCUUGGCUUCAGGAAUUGAAGGUACAGCAGAACUUCACCGUUGUGGGACAUCCCCAGGCGAAUGGACAAACAGAGGUAACAAAUCGAAUUAUCUUGCAGCACCUGAAGUCUAGGAUAAGCUCGAAAAAGAUUGGGCUGAGGAAUUGUCAGGAGUUUUGUGGGCAUACAAAACGACCCCGAGGUCAGCUAUAG
Molecule: messenger RNA, 1410 nt
Organism: Sesamum indicum (sesame)
Lineage: Eukaryota; Viridiplantae; Streptophyta; Magnoliopsida; Lamiales; Pedaliaceae
Biological process (GO): DNA integration
Molecular function (GO): RNA-DNA hybrid ribonuclease activity; nucleic acid binding
Source: RefSeq, a predicted model, not a curated record